GUCAAAUUGCAGGUUGACAUGAUGCUGGCAGCCACCAUGUCGAGGCGGUUGUCGACCAAGUCGCCGUUGGUAGAGAUUUCACGAGUUCCUCGCACGGCGUCGUGGUCACUCGAAGACUUGCACCGCCAUCCAAACCAACACGACGUCCUCACACGAGAGAGCUUUUUGAAUCUCGCCGAGCUUUCUCAUUUGUACAUUCCCGACGACAAGCUGCCCAAGUUGAUGUCCGAAGUCGAGGCGAUCAUCCAGUGCACCCGCGUCAUUCAGGAAGCCACAGUACAUGCCAACGUGCACGACGUGUAUUCCAAGAACAGCUUUGGCCAAGGUACACACACCACAUCUCCGUUGUGUUGCUACUGGUCUUCUGUACGCUGUAGUACCCGCGGCCCCGUUGCGCGAAGACGUCGUCACCGAAGGCAACUGCCCUGACCAAGUGCUUGCCAACGCAUCGACAAAGCACGGGUAUUUCUUUCAAGUUCCGAAAGUCCUCGAGGAGUAAUGCCAUCAUCUUGGCAUCUCGAACGAGCCUGGCAUGAUGUGUGUGUUGCAAUGAAUUCAAUUUGGGCGAUCUACACCUAAUUUGGGUUUCCGACGCAGAGACGUCAAUGGAUCCCAUCGUUUAUAUGCACGUUAAAUAGUUUAACGUCGUUUUAAACUUUCCA
This is a messenger RNA of Aphanomyces invadans, 662 nucleotides long. RefSeq lists its product as hypothetical. The transcript is spliced from 4 exons. The coding region runs from base 19 to 429 and encodes 136 amino acids. NCBI's taxonomy places the organism in Eukaryota, Oomycota, Saprolegniomycetes, Saprolegniales, Verrucalvaceae. The record is from RefSeq and is a predicted model, not a curated record. Gene Ontology annotation, biological process: regulation of translational fidelity.